UUCCUAUAAUUACUGCGAUUGUAUCCAUCAUCCUUCCACACGCAAGAAGAAGUUCGUAUCGACGGCAGCUGCUUGACGAUCGUGUUCACCUGUGUGAUGGAGUAGACUCAGUAGAGUGAGGACAGCGGUUCAAAUACCGAGGAGGCGGAACAUAAAAUGUCGUGUGUCUCCAGUCAACUGCUAAUUCCAUGAUGGUGUUGCUGUAGGACAAGACUAGGGGCUGUUGCCGCACUUUGCCCCUAACCCGCCAGCAGACCUGAGAUCUCGCCAGCGCCCAUGACACUCCGAGACCCAGCAACUUCCUCCAUCUGGCGGAAGGGGAUAAACUUGGGAGAACUUUCUGGAGGCGAUGCCAUGGAGACUGAGGUCGUGUGCGGAGUGGAGUCGAGGUCAAGGUCUGCUGCCAUGACGCGCAGUCAGGUGGAGGCUGUUGUUGUUGUUGGAGCGACGAUGCCACCAACGUCUGUCACAACGGCGGGGCCGGCACCGACGUGGCGGAGGCCGAGGUACUGGUGCGACAGGUGGUGGCUGGCAGUCAUGACACUGACACUGCUGUCGUCCACAGCUAUGGCUACUCAGAGGUUUGUCACGGAGCCCUCCAAUGUGUCGGCUACCCGAGGAAGUGUAGUCGUGCUCAACUGCACGAUUGCCAACCGGCAAGGAGUGGUACAGUGGACCCAGAACAAGGUAGCGCUGGGAGCAGACAGGCCCCUGCCAGGGUACCCUCGCUACUCUAUGAUAGGGGUGGAAACACAGCUAGGACCUCAAGAGAGUAUAGGUGAGUGGAACCUACAGAUCAUGGACGUGCGCCUGGAGGACGACGGCGAGUACCAGUGUCAGGCCGGCGCCACAGCCACCUCGCGCGGCAUCCGGAGCCGGGUGGCUAUCAUCACGGUUGUCAUUCCCCCCGAGCAUCCCACCAUCGAUGGCGCCCCCACCAUCCCCGUGGUGCUGCACCGGCUCACUAACGUCACGUGCCGCGCCAACCGCGGGAAGCCCGCCGCCACCAUCACGUGGUACAUGGACAACCAGCGCAUCACCGACAGAGUCUACUCCAGGAGACUGCUCAUUCCUGGGAAUGUGUCAAUGAGGCUGCAAGUCAUCUGGAUGCCAACAUCAGCAUCCAUCAUUUACUGUCCUCACUGUCUUCACUCACUUAAGACUCGCUUUAAAAACUCACCCCGGCUGGAAGAGAAGUUCGUGGACACGGUUGGCAUGGUGACGAUCAACGCCAGCAAGACGGACGCCGGCCGCCGCAUCGAGUGUCGCGCCAUCAACGACUUCAUGGAGCAGCCCUACCGCACCUUCGCCACCAUCGAUGUCCAGUAUGCUCCAGAAAUCACAAUGGCUUUGAAUCUCACCAGGACUAUCCGCGAAUACGAUUAUGUCAGGUUUCAGUGUUCAGGGACAGCGAACCCCACUGACGUGGCUUGGAAGUGGUACCGCAACGACGUGGAGAUGGAGGGCGAGACGACCAACACGCUGGUGGUGCACCAAAUAUCACGUGACUACGACGGCGACACCGUCGCGUGCGUCGGCACCAACCGCGUGGGGGGCACGAGGCGCGAGCUGACGCUGCGAGUGGAAUACGGUCCUCGCAUUAUUGACAUCGACCCAGUCGUCGGCGCCGACCUCCAGCACUCCGCCCAGCUUCGCUGCAUGGCCGAGGGCAACCCCAACCCCCACCUCAUCUGGACCCGCAAGGACCGCGGCAGGCCCACACCCCAAACCCUGUCGACGUCAUCAGUGUACCGGAUUGAUUACGUCACGCAGGCUCAUUUCGGGGUGUACGUGUGCACAGCGUCCAGUUCCGGGUUCCCGGACGCCAGCAAGGAGGUGCUGCUUCUCCAGAACAGCAAGCCGUCCAUCCACAGCGAGAAGGAGCAGUACGCGGCGCUGGGCGACAAGGGCAAGGUGGAGUGCAUCGUCCACUCCGUGCCCAAGCCGGACCGCAUCGUGUGGCUGAAGGAGGGCAAGCCCAUCGACUACGCCGCCUCGGGGCGCUUCUCGUCGGAAGAGAAGGACCUGCUGUAUGGCCGCACCAGCGUGCUGCACAUCCUCAAGGUGCAGAAAGAGGACUUCGGCAACUACAACUGCAACGUCGUCAACGCCUACGGCACGGACAACGCCACGCUCAUCCUGGUGGAGAAAACAUUGCCUCCCUUGCCCUACAUUAUUGGAGGCGCGGUUGGAGGAGUUGCCGUUCUGUUGAUUAUCGCCCUUGCCUGUGUGGUGUACCAGCGCUACAAGAGGGAGGACUCGGGCAGCGUGCUGGGCUCCACCACAGACACGGAGAGCAGCGCCGACAAGAAACGAAAGGACGCCGACUCGCCCUCCACCCUCAUGGACCAGUUCCGCCAGGACUACAACAAGAAGGACUUCUACCGCUACUCCGCCGACUACGACGAGCUGACUUACAAGCAGCAGGAACAUACGGGUAACAACAACGCCUACGGUUGCCUGGAGCCGUGCGAGCCGAUAAGGGAGACAACGUUUGCUGGAGAAUACAUCCCGCGCGCCAUGACGCCAUUAGAAAGGUAUGAGCCCAUGUACGGCACAGGCUACAGUAUGAGCAGUUUCCGUGGACGAGACUUCACGGGAUUCGAUGCCGGCAACGUGAAACUGGCAACAGACGUUUAGGGUUUGGGACCUUGUCGUCGCUGUCGUCUUAUUCUCCAGCUGCUGUGGCCGUCUGUGCGUCCAUGCUGGGAAUACAACUGGCUGACCUUGACCUGCGGAAGGGGUUGGCACACUUUGUGGCAAAGCUUCGUUGGCUUGGCGCAAGCUUGGGCCGCGAGCUACUGGGAUCCGCCAGAGGGAAGCAGAGGGAGGGUUACUCCUCCCUUCGCAGCAACGACAAACGUUGUGUGUGCCAUUGGUUGCUAGUCUUCAGGCUGCCGGAGUGUUACGAAAUCGUUUUGUCAUAUCAGUGUGUCUGUGACCUGCUUGCCAUACUGACAGCAAAUCGCGUAUUUAUCAGAAAAUAAUUUUGUUGAGAAAGUUUUGGGUUUGACGACUGUUGGAUACUGUUGAACUCACAUGGAGAGUUUAUUAUUAUUAUUUAAAGAAACUCCUUUUUCUCCCCAACUCUAGCGCUAGAAGCAAAACGGAAGGCUUGUAAUGAAGUUGAUGUACUAGGAAUAUCAUACAGUAGCUGCCAGCAGCUUGAUUGUUGACUUCUGUAGACCGGAGAGUAAGCAAAUGUCAGGGCAGUACACGGCCUACGUGGACAGACGUUUUAGACAGAGAAUAAAGUCCACUCACAAGACCUGCCCUGGAGCUAACCAGCCGAUGAUGUAAACUAGGAAUGCCUGAUGUUAAAAGUCCGCGUUGUGGGAGGCAGGCCAAAAGAAGUAAAGAUACAAGAAAGGUUAAAGUGCGCAGCCUCAUCGUCUUGCCAAGGAUGCAGAGAGCCAUGGAUGGCUGCGAUGGACCACACUCACUGGUGGCUUUACGGUCAACAAGCUAAAUUAUUUACCUCAUCUGCAUUUCCUUGUAUGCAACAACUACUUCCAGGUGUGUGGUUUAGCGCCAGUCGAUGCUUAUUUCUAAGUCAAGUUAGUCCCAGGAAGUGACGUCAUGUGGACGCCAUGUUUCACACGACACGGACGCCAUAGACUGCAAAGGAUUGUGGUGAAGCCUUCAACACUGCUUCACGCCUGAUUGUGGCCACCUCUUCUUCAGCGCUGUGUCGGCAGAGAUGCCCGAUUGUUUAGUGAAACAAGAGUUCAUGAUGACACAAAGUGCAGACACGUGACCUUUGGGACAAAAGGAUUGUGUAAGGACAAGAAGAAUAAAGAAUGUGAGCUGGUUAUAAAAUAAUUUGUGUUGAAGUUACAGCAGCAACAGUGAGUUAGUAAAAGACUAGUGAACUCUAGGGGAAGAGCAAUAUUUGUUUCAGACGCUAAGGACGAGCCAGAAAACAAAAACUCAGAGCGGAAGUGGCGUGACUGUAGCCAUGCAGUCGACAGCAGGCGAUUACGUCCCCUGAUGGCUCGUCACUGUGUGUGUACAGGGGAAGGGGGUGGGGCAUCUUUCCUCCUCCCAAACGAAACCAGAGGAGAGUGACCAUAGCUACUACCCACGAGCUUAAACACAACGAUAAGGCGCAAUCCGCAAAGUACAAGUGACCUGUGACCUAUGCCCUGUGUGUGAAUGUCGCGACCCUUGACUUGGCUCCAAAGGUCACAGUCCAUGCUUUGCAGUAUUGCACCCGCCAGUCGCACGGGAGGUAUAGCAUUAAGGCUUGACUUUUAUUUAUUUACUCGUUCAUUUGCAUUUAUUUGUCGGUGAUAGUCUGCGCAUGUCUAGACCUACCCCCAGGGUGGACUCGCUUCACGUGUUGUACUGCGGUCUUGGGGAGGUCACUGUGCUGACUUCCGGCGGCCAUACUUGAGGACUGGUGUUGUGCUCUUGUCUGUGUUUCCAGCCAGACACUGCCGUGUUAUGUUUCGUUAGACAGCUCACGCACCACUUGCUUCACGUGCGCCACAGGACGGACACCUGUGAGUCGUGACUCACUCACAACUCUCCAGAAAAGCAAAAUUUCGCAAGGAUGGGAAGUGUGUCACGGGUUGCUAGGAGACCUUCAGACUGGGUCUUGAGAGUCGGAUUCCAUGACGCUGACCUCCGUUGUGUCACAGUGAGAUUAAGCGAGAACUCAUCAUCUGUGAGCCAGUUGUGAACUUCUUGUCACCUCCCUCUCUGGUGUUUGGUUUUGACUGAUUUAUUUGUCAUUUUUUACAGUAGAAGUGGGCAGGGGUCUCGUGCGUGUGUCUGUGCGCGCGCAUGUGUGUAUCUCUAUAAGUAUAUGGGUGAGAGAGAGAGAGGGGAAGACAGAGAGACAAACACUGAGCUGUGGAACAUUGUGGUAAUCUAAACACUCAUUCGGAAAGAGCAAACAUUUAUCAAGACAAAUCAAAUUUAGUUUUGUACAAUCACAUUUUACUUUAUUUAAUUUCAUUUUUUGCCGCUAUGUCCAGGUUAAUCCAAAAGUUUUACAUUUUUUACAAAACAAAAGCUCAACACUGCACUGAAUGUUCGUUGUCAUUAGUGUUCAAUAUUGUGGACCACACUCACAAACACAUCUUACGACGACAUGUUCAUUAAUCUUCAAGAUGAAUGUCGCUGACUCGAGGCCGGAGCCAUGAAGCAGAGAUAAUGUUACCCCGGGCUUAGCUAUAGGUGCUAGCAGCUUAGCUACAGCCUGGCUGUGUUAGUUGUCAGUACAUGUUGACCUAGUUGAUUCACUUGUUUUCACAUCUUUGUAGACCAAACCUUUCAUUUAUUACUGUUGUGUUCUAGGUGUAGAGACAUGCUAGCUAAAGUGGUUUAAUUACUCCUGCAUCUUUGGAAAUCACAACCUUGACCCUUUUCUCGGUCCUAGCAGUGUGCUGACCGAUGACAUUUACUUCACAUCUUUGGAGACUGGAGUUAUAGCUCACUGUAUAAUACCCUGCCUAUCACCCUGUCUUCAGCACAGAUUUAUCCCAGGUAUCCUACAUUCAGGACCCAGGCACAGGAUAUUACACGUGGACUUUGUUUUCGCCGUCCGUAUUCAGAAGGGAGACGUGAGACCUGUGACCUGUGACCUGAUGUUGACCCUGUGUCUGUACCUGCUGCCAAAAGCGGCCUCUUGGAGCCAUUUCCACAGACUUCAGACGACUGCCUCAGAGUUGACAUCUGAAGUCUGUGUUCUUCUCGCCUCCUGUUACUUCCAGUUCCUAGCUGUCAGUACUACAAUCUUCUGUUUGUAGUUGACAUGGAGACGAUCGGGUUGCGGCGACCCCUGCAUUUACAUUUUGUUACUUUUCAUUGGCUGAUAAAAGCGGCUUUUAAAACUCAGACUUUAUUGAAUUUCUUUAAGAAGCUCGACCAUUACCAGCCCAUAGAAAUUGAAUAAAGUCUGAAGAUGUGAAUAAAGAUACCUGCCGACCUGUGUAAGAUCUUCGUUAGACCUUCAGCCACUUCCAGCCACUGAGCCAACACCUGGCGACCGGGUGGCCGUCACCCAGGACCUGACGAUGCACGGGACACUUUCACUGGAGGAUGAACUGCUGCUGUCCUGCUUGUAGGUCUGUUGCUCCUUCACUCAUUCCCCAAGCCACAGCUGGACUCGCUGGUCAGCUGCUCGUGUCAUGAACGUCAAACGAUCAUUGAAUAGUCAGAGGUCAGAGGUCAUGCAUGAUGUUGAUGAUUCUGUGUUACUAGCCUCCAUAGCCAGUCUCACAGUGAGGAUGCUCUGGAAUAUUAGCCUAAUAAGUUCAUCUUAAAGAGGAUAUAUUUGAUAUUAUUAGUCUUGUGUACAAUGGCAUUUCAUUUCUUUACUUUCUAUUUUGUUUGCUUCUGACAUAUGUAACAUCCAAGAAGAGCUUUGUGUUAUUUAUUUACAGAUGUACAAAUAGUUUUAACCCUAACUAAAUAUCAAACCUGAACCUGAAGUAGCUGUAUGAUAAGCCUACAUCGGUAACUGGAAAGAGACGAUCCCGCUUUAAUAGAAUACAAAGGCAUCUUAGAAAGAAUGAGAAAUUAUUUUCCCUUUAACAACAAAAAAAUACAAAAGUAUUUGCAUACUGCUGGGGUUGUGUUUAUCGUUCAUCACAUCACCUUCAACGGGUUUGGAGGGGAUGUCAGUGGCAUCAAUGUCGUCCACAUCAUCUGUCAUUGUUGCUGAUGAUGUCUUUUCAACAUGAAGAAAAAAAUCACAAUUUUGAUAAUCCUUAGUUUUAUUUUUUAUUUCUUGUUGAGACUGAAAUGUUUGUUUAUCAAAACCCUGUUUACACAAAAUAAGCCGUUAGUUCUUACCUUACCACCCUCUUCCUCUUUCUCUGCUUCUCUGAUUAUUCCGACACAACAUGUAAGCAAGUAGUAAUGACUGAUAUGACAUACAUGUGUCGGUGAGUGUAGCUGCAGACCAUUCCUGUUUCCUCCCGAAGUGUAACCAAGUGACUAACACUUGCGGAGUCACAACAAGUCUUCAUUGUUCACUUGUCUGAUGUUUGAGGUUUCCUUUGUUUCUUGUUUUGUUUGGUUUUAUUUCAUCAGACAAGAGUAGAUAUCGGACUUUGCCUCUCUUAAACUGUGUCCAAGGAAACCAGUCCCUGCAAGUAUUUCGUCUACACAUCUCUUCAAACCUAGUCUCUCUAACAGUGAGAACUUGAUGGGAAAGUGGUUCACUGUGUCUAAAGCUUCUAUGUUUACUUGUGAUGUUACAGUUCAUGGGUUUAUUCUCUAGUGUCAGUCCUUCCUGUUAGCUUCGUUAAUUACCGAACUGUUUUCAAAGCUUAGUCAAUUAGUUCAUUAAUUGUUCUUAUAAAAAGAAUAGUUGAUCUUCUGCGCCUUGCCAGAAUUUGUAAGUCCCCGCUGGUGUUGGUUCAAAGCCUGGGAAAGUGCGAAAAUAAAUUCUAUUGAUAUGUCAGUAGUGUCUGCCGCAGCCUCUAUUUUCUUCACUCACUCAUGAACGAGUCCUAGUGAUACCUAUGUAAUAUAUUAAACUGGAACUGGUGAAUUUUGUGUUUGAUGUUCCUGCAAGUGAAAUAUUUAGUUAGACCGCGUGCGCCAAUGAAGUGCAACUAUUUGAAGGUGAACUCCACAGGUCAACUAUAGCUGAACUGGUAUUCACCUUACUCCCUUGUAGUAUUUGGGUUGUGAGAUUUAUUUUACUUUGUAAGUCACCGACCUAUGCUGAAUGUUUGCUGUCAGUUAUUUACAGUUCUCAGGUAACAAUUAUGCAACUGGAAGUUUGCUUGGCUUACAAUGAGUUGCGGUCGUCCUUUGCACUGUGUAGAAUCCUCAGAAGCUAGGGGAACCUCCAUGUCAGAGUAGGACGACAUUUCAAUUCUCCACAAAUAAGUUAAAAAGAUCCUUGCAAGAAAUCACAUAUGGUUGGACUGCUACUCUUUCCAUGUAUUUGCAUUCACCUGUUUGCUAGAAAUUCUCCUUUUCUCAGAAACCCUUCCAGCGGCAAUGGGACUUGGUCUCACCUUAUGGUUACAUUACAAAUACACAAAAUAUUACAAAGAACUUUAGACAAAGUCGUCUUAAUCGCCAUGGAAACCUUAUCCUUAGAAAUAUUCUUUCACCUUCCCUUCUUAAAACUGUUUGUUAGCUCCAUUAUUUUCCUUUGUAUCUUCGUUACCAUGCUGCUGACAACAUGAGUAAAAAAAGGUGAAAGAAAAAUCAUGGAAAGAAGUUUGUGGACAUUUUCGCGGAAGUUCUGACUCACAAGGACUGAUUUUUUAUGCUUUCUCCUUGAUAUCUUCUCCCUCGUUUCUUUAACAUUUAAUGGGAUGUGAAUGUUAGUCCUCAAGUGGCAGACGUGCUACGUGCGUGAAUAUUAUUCGUUAGUUACUGUAUGAGGAGUUCUGGUUGCCAGGUAACUGUGGAUGAUCUGCUCAGGCUGCUUCUUUCUCCUUUUCCUUUGCCUGAACACUAACAGCUGUUUUUCUUCGGGUACCUGGGAGUGUUUUGAGCUCGCAUCUGAUUAAUUCCCCGUCGUGGCGGAGUGUUUUGACAGCGCCGGGUGCGCCGGGUGCUAGACGUCAGCAGUGUGUUGUAACAGUUUGGACCACGAGGUGCCUGGGGCAGCAAAACUAACUUUUCUCCUAGAAAGAAAGAAGAAGGUGUCUGCACUGCCGACCGAGCGAAGGAUGGGUCACUCUAUGAGUAGACUGAUGUGGCCGCCCGCUGAGUGGCUUGCUGAGUCAACUAUGUGACGUGAUGCCUGGCAUGUUCUUGUUGAUAUUUUACUAUAUCACAUUAUUUUAAUAGUGAUUUUAAAUAAUUUUAGUAGGGAAAGAGCCGUGACAGUCAGGUUCCCCUUUACCUACCUACGCAAUAUGUAUUUGUGAUACCUAGUGCUGGCAUGUUAAAUGGUUAGUUGGUGCCGCCAUUGUUUUGUAUUCAUACUCAAUAUUCACUGUUUAUAUUUACAUUUGUAUCACUUUUACUUUUACUCGCUGAGUUUCAAAGUCGGAUUUCUCCUGGACUAGAUAGUAUGAUUGGCAGUGUACCAUCGACACGCAGGAGGCUAGUUAUUCGGUUCCGAUGAAAGACGUGUAAACGUGUUCAAACAUUAAUGUCUUGUGAACAUUAUUAGUGCAACCAACGGCAAACAAGUCAAAGUCAGGAGCUGGCGAUGUGAUGACUACACUGACUUGCUAGGAUAGGAGGGAAACCUCUGUACAGAUACAGGUGCAGUGAUUGGACUGACUCCUGAAGUCUGUGUCGUCGUUAGUUGGAUGUUGGCACAGAAAACGCCGAUGUCAACGUCUGCCACUCAGAUGAUGAGGCCACACGCUCGCUGCUUGCUUACUACCUCCCGCCCCAGUACUUCUUACCUCCUCCUCUCCUCCUCCCUACCCCUUCCUAGUCUUUUGUUGAUCACAUUCUAUCAUAGGUAAUUACAGGCUUACACACACACACGUACACACACGUACACACACACACACACGUACACACACACACGCGCUCCAUGUCAGUGGUGGUCAUAGCUGCCAUCAGCUGAGGUUGUGUCCAAACCAAUGACAUUACGACUGCGCUACCUGCAUUGUGGUCAGCUAAACACUACCUUGACUAUUAACUGAAGGACUACAUCCAUAGCUACGUCAGCUAAACACUACCUUGACUAUUAACUGAAGGACUACGUCCAUAGCUACGACAGCUAAACACCGAGCACACUAACUCAGUGAGUUGCUGCAUUCCUCGACAUGUUUGUAACUGUGUGUAAUGUUGUAGCUAAACACAAACAAAGGUAACGUGGAAUGGACAGAUGGCGCUCCAUGUAUCAUAAUCCAGCUGCUAUUUAACUUAAAGUGAGCUGUGUACAUUUCAUUUUGUGUAUAAGUUAACUAGUCUAACAUUAUUGCUUUCUUGUGCUACAGCUAAUCAUGUGUUUGUGUGAGUGCUGGGUUUUUUUCCGCUCCCCUCUCGUUGAUGUGUCUGCUCAGUGAGCUAUACAGCUGCUUACAUCACAAUACAGCUGCUUACUUCACACUACAGCUGCUUACAUCACGUUACAGCUGCCUACAUCACACUACAGCUGCUUUCAUCACACUACCGCUGCUUACAUCACAUUACAGCUGCUUACAUCACACUACAGCUGCUUACAUCACACUACAGCUGCUUACUUCACACUACAGCUGCUUACUUCACACUACAGCUGCUUACUUCACACUACAGCUGCUAACAUCACAUUACAGCUGCUUACAUCACUCACUCGCUCCCUCCUCCAUCGCACGGCAACUUUUUGUAGGACAUCGCCGACAUGACUUCUCGAGACUUUCAUUGCCCCCGGCAUUGAGGACUCCUAGUGCUCCAGGACAAGAUUACUUGAGUGAUGUGUUUGGUUUUAUUUAUUUGUUCUAUCACAUCUCUUGUUUGUAAUUUUGCCAUUUAAACAAUUUUCUGUCGAUAAUCUUUAAAUCAAGUAUAUGACACUUCAUCGAUUGGUUCAUGUUUCAUAAUUAUUUUUGCAGUGAUAUUUAUAAUGCACAUGCCUAUGCUAUACACCAUUUAUACAUGAAUAUAUGUGAAUACUUUUACACACUAUGAUGAAUAUUAUGGAUCAAUAGAUGAAGAAAUGAAAGUUGGGGAUAGACACAUCGUUAGUCUGCAUUACUUGCAUGAGUUUCUGUAAGAUUCAUGUCCUGCACGGUCUGUCGACACUCGUCUUUCCAUGGUGUCGCUUGUCCAAGUUGAUUGCAUCGUGAGUAGUACUCAGACCUACUGCCUCGUUCCUAUAGCAAUAUGCCCUGUGUGCGAAUGGAGUGUCGUGUACACAUUGAGUGACGUAUGCAAAUUUUGUAGACUGAGGUUAGUGGGUUGGUGCCGGACAAAAUCCUCAGAUGCCACUGCUGUUUGUUUAUUUUGUUUGUUUUACACGAACGAGGAGGAGGCAGAGCAAGAACUGAGAUGUAGCAGGAGCGAAAUAAUGUCAUAACCUGUUUAUGUAGCAAGUAAUUACAGUCACCAUUAACUAACGAUGACAAUCGUAUCUAGCAAUUACCUUCGUACACAUCGCUUACAAUCAUGGAUGCCAAUUUGCAUUCGUGGAUACGAGUUGACAUUCGUGGAUAGCAGUGACGUGGCCUUCACCUGUGUACGUCACAGCAAUGCUUUGUGUAGCACACCUCCGCAGAGAUGCUCUUUAUGGAAAGUGUAUUUCUGCUGACAGAAACCUGCGGACCUAGGUGUGUUUGUGUUUUUUUAAUCCAAAAUAACCUACUACGAUUUUGAAGAAAACAUUAAAAACAUUGCCAGGAGGUAAAGACGUUGGCUGCAGUCGUUGCUUCAAUGCUAAAAACAUCCCAGAGUAUAUCCUUGAAUCAGAAUGGAGUUAUUUUUGUGUUCUGUUUUACUCGUUUCUUAGUUUUUCUUUCUUUAUCGUUUCUUCUUGAAUCUUUAAAUCAUUUGUAAUACUGCAUUAUUUAACACACCAUAUGUAUUAUAAUUGCAUACUGCACAAGGAAUGAACAUUUGUAACAACUUUUUCGUGGUAGCUUUCAAGUUGAAAAACAAAAGUUUUAUGUACCAUUUUUUUAACAAUUGAAUAUUUUAUUAUACCGAUGCCCCACAUCACGGGGCUGGACUUUAUCCUGAGUAAGUGUACGAGUUGUGUGUGUGUGAUGAAGAUGAAUGGUGCGAAUACUCUUGUCAUGCAAUACAACGUGUGUGUACAAUUUGAAAGUUUAAAUUAUCUCCCCUUGUUUGUAGUCGGCAUGGUGAGUUGUCUGCCCUUGCCCUAGGCAAGAGCACCCGUUGCACACUAAUCUCUCUCCCUAUGAUAUAUCUACACCACUCAUUAUCAUAUUUAUCACGUUUUGCAUUAUGAUCCACUGUGGUUGUAUGACACACACACACAUCCAUUGGUCUGACCCGUGACAUAAACUAUUUUACAUAAAU
This is a messenger RNA of Pomacea canaliculata, 11901 nucleotides long. RefSeq names its product kin of IRRE-like protein 1. Gene Ontology annotation, molecular function: cell adhesion molecule binding. Gene Ontology annotation, cellular component: cell-cell junction. The coding region runs from base 277 to 2640 and encodes 787 amino acids. Gene Ontology annotation, biological process: cell-cell adhesion. The record is from RefSeq and is a predicted model, not a curated record. The transcript has 15 exons. Lineage: Eukaryota; Metazoa; Mollusca; Gastropoda; Architaenioglossa; Ampullariidae.